UACCUAGUAAGGUUUAUGUGAGUCCACGCUGACUGUUUCCUGUCUUGUUCUUUUGGGAUUCUUUUGCAGGAAUUACCUCAGAGUUAAGUAUGCUAAUGUUAAAUAAGACAACAAGAUGUUUUUUUAAACCAUCAAAAAGGAAAAUUUAUGAAGCACUAAGAAGUUUAAAUUUUCAUCCCAGAACGCAGUUUCUUCAUAAACUAGUUUUGGGAAUUGAAACUAGUUGUGAUGACACAGCAGCUGCGGUGGUGGAUGAAUCUGGAAAUGUGUUGGGAGAAGCAAUACACUCCCAAACUGAAGUUCACUUAAAAUCAGGUGGGAUCAUUCCUCCUGUAGCUCAACAGCUUCACAGAGAAAACAUUCAACGCAUAGUGCAAGAAGCUCUUUCUGCCAGUAAAAUCUCUCCGAGUGAACUGUCAGCUAUUGCAACAACCAUAAAACCAGGUCUCGCUUUGAGCCUGGGAGUAGGCUUAUCAUUUAGUGUGCAGUUGGUAAGCCAGUUGAAAAAGCCAUUCAUUCCCAUUCAUCAUAUGGAGGCUCAUGCCCUGACUAUUAGAUUGACCAAUAAAGUAGAAUUCCCUUUUUUAGUGCUCUUAAUUUCUGGAGGUCAUUGUCUUCUGGCAUUAGUUCAGGGAGUUGCAGAUUUUCUGCUUCUUGGAAAGUCUCUGGACAUAGCACCAGGGGACAUGCUGGACAAGGUGGCAAGAAGACUUUCUUUAGUCAAACAUCCCGAUUGCUCCACCAUGAGUGGUGGGAAGGCUAUAGAAUAUUUGGCUAAACAAGGAAACAGACUCCAUUUUGAUAUCAAACCACCCAUGCAGCGUGCAAAAAAUUGUGAUUUUUCUUUUUCUGGACUUCAGCAUAUUAUUGACAGAAUAAUAACACAAAAGGAAAAAGAGGAAGGAAUUGAGAAAGGACAACUGUUGUCUUCAGCUGCAGACAUUGCUGCUGCAGUACAGCACACAGCAGCGUGCCACAUUGCAAAAAGAACACAUCGCGCUAUCCUUUUUUGCAAGCAGAAAGACUUACUACCCCAAAACAAUGCAGUCCUGGUUGUGUCUGGUGGUGUUGCAAGUAACUUCUAUAUCAGAAAAGCUCUGGAAAUUGUGACAAACGCAACCGGAUGCACUCUGCUAUGUCCCCCGCCUAGACUGUGCACUGAUAAUGGCAUCAUGAUUGCAUGGAACGGUAUUGAAAGAUUACGUGCUGGCUUGGGCAUUUUACAUGAUGUAGAAGGCAUCCGCUAUGAACCCAAAUGUCCUCUUGGAGUAGAUAUAUCAGAAGAAGUUGGAGAAGCUGCCAUAAAAGUACCACCAUUAAAAAUGAAGAUUUGAAUUCUGCUUUUCAAGAACAUCCAUAAAGGCGCCAGUGUUGUGGCACAGUCAGCUUAAGCUACCUCCCAAGAUGCCAGCAUCCCAUUUGAGUGCCAGUUGGAGUUCCAGCUGCUCCACUUCUGAUCCAGCUCUCUACUAAUGCACCUAAGAAAGUAAUGGAAGAUGGCCCAAGUACUUGGGUCCCUGCCAUUCAUUUGAGAGACCUGGUUGGAAUUGUAGACUUCUGGCUUUGGCUUCACCUAGCUCUGGAUGUUGGUGGUAAUGUGGGAAGUGAACCAGUGAAUGCAAGCUCUUUCUGUGUGCUUAUUUCUCCCUUUCUUCCUAUAACUGUGGAUUUUCAAGUAAAUAUAAAUGAAUAAAUCCCACCUUAAAGUGACUUCCCUAUGGGAAGCACUGUUAGUAAUUAUUUUUUUUAGAAUUGUGGUCAAGGUAUAUUAUUUUAUUCAUUUUAUCCCAGGACAAAUGUUGUUUUAUAUAUUAGUAAACAUAUAGAAAUAUGUAAUUAAUAAUAUUUAUAAAGGUUUGCAUUCUUUGGCAUAUAGAGUUGGGAACAAAUGUCAUUUAAAAUAAACAGUUUUUGAUUUCACAUUUUACAUUUUUAUUUACAUCAUAUGCCUGUCAUUCUGAAUUCAAAGAGAAGUAGAAUUAUUCCUUCAGCACUAAAUUUAGCAUACAUACAAACCAUGAAAGAAAAUCUGUCAAGGGUUCUUCGCAUUAUCACAAAGAUUGUAAAUCAGGAAUACCAUUAAUCCAAAUUUUUAAAGUUUCAGAAUUGUUCCAGGUUCUGCAAUGAUGCAUGUUAAAAUUGAGUUUAUGACAUAAAUAAGGAAAAUCUACAGAAAACAAAGUAAGAAAAUUCUGGAGAACUUUAUAUCUCUAGGUCUUUCAAUGCUUAGACAUAAGGAAGGGAAAAGAAAAGAAUGAAGGGAAAAAUGAAAAAGGAAAGAAAAAUAGUGAGGGAGAGACUGUAUGGCAAACAUCUGUGCCAAUGUUUUCCAGCCCAGCUGAGAGGCAGAAAAAUUGUUGAAAUUCUCUAUAUUAGGAGGCCUUUCUCAUACAUAAUUUUACAAAAGAAAAACAACAUAUGGCAAAAAAGAAGUCUAUAUGAGGUAGACGUACUGUUCAAGAAAUACUCUAAGUUUGGGAAGUCAUUAAGUUGUCCUGGCUAUGUCAGUACACUCAGGAAAUUAUGCAUUAACCACAUUAAUGAUGUGAUUUCCAACCUGACGAUACUUUUAAAAUACUGUUUUUUAGGGACUGAUAUUGAGGCAUAGUGCGUUUAGCUGCGACCUGCAGUUGAAAGUGCCCCGUAUGAAUAACAAUUCAUGUCUCAGCUACUCUACUUCUGAAACAGCUUCCUGUUAAUAACCUGGAAAAAGCAGCAGAUGAUCAAGGGCUUGGACCUCUGCUAACCAUGUGAGGGGUUUGGAAAAAGCUCCUGGCUCCUAGCUCCUGGCUUUGAUCUGGCUCAACCCUGGCUAUUAUAGCCAUUUGGGAAGUGAACCAGUGUUGAAAGAUCUGAGUCUCUCCUCUCUCUAACACGUUCAAAUAAUUAUAUAAAUUUUAAACAAAAAACAGUAACAACAUCAACAAGAAACCAAAAGCUUAAAACUGCAGAGAGGCCUACCAUGUCAGUGUAGUUGCCAUGACAGAGAAGAAAUAACUGAAGCAGGAAUAAAUGAGGUCCCAGGUAGCAUGUACCAGGUAGGAAGAGAAGCAAUACCUCCAACAUCCAACAGGGGCAUGGAGGAAGUUCCAGGGAGACCGAUCUUUAAAUUAUAUGUAUGUGUAUAUGUGUG
Ochotona curzoniae (black-lipped pika) is the source of this 3133-nucleotide messenger RNA. RefSeq names its product O-sialoglycoprotein endopeptidase like 1 (gene OSGEPL1). The transcript has 8 exons. NCBI's taxonomy places the organism in Eukaryota, Metazoa, Chordata, Mammalia, Lagomorpha, Ochotonidae. Gene Ontology annotation, biological process: tRNA threonylcarbamoyladenosine modification. Gene Ontology annotation, cellular component: mitochondrion. The record is from RefSeq and is a predicted model, not a curated record. Bases 90 to 1334 code for a protein of 414 amino acids.